Molecule: messenger RNA, 2446 nt
Organism: Chrysoperla carnea
Lineage: Eukaryota; Metazoa; Arthropoda; Insecta; Neuroptera; Chrysopidae
Product: RNA binding protein fox-1 homolog 3-like
Exons: 14
Coding region: 348-1832 (494 amino acids)
Biological process (GO): regulation of alternative mRNA splicing, via spliceosome; nervous system development
Cellular component (GO): cytoplasm; nucleus
Molecular function (GO): mRNA binding
Source: RefSeq, a predicted model, not a curated record
AUUGUGCUCUAAUUGUCAAUAGGUGUUUAAUAAUAACAGUUUUGUGAAGUGAUUUCUUAAGUUAUUUAUUUAUUUUUUUGCGAUUGCUGGUCGUAAAUUGAAAACGGCAUAGCUCAAAUUAGAGAGUUUUUUACAACUCCCGAUAUCGUGAAGUGAUAUUUUUUUUCUUUCUUUUCAUUUUGGAAGUUAUUUGCAAAUCAAAACAAUAUACAGAUUGAGUACCUUUUAAGAAAUUUUCUUAGGUGCUCAAUAAUUUUCGAUUGUUUGUAUAAUUUUUUUAUGUUAGUGGUUCUAUAAAAACAUUCAAACUGUGGGGCACCGGAGCUUUUUUCCUUCCGCCGCAAGGAAUGUAUUAUCCUCACAUGGUCCAAACGGGAAUGGCAGCCCCAUACCCGGCAGCGGCACCUGGGCCCCAAUUUCCAACACAAAAUGGCGGUGAAGGUGCAUUACCCCCGGGCGCUGCAGCUGCAGCAGCGGCAGCUGCAGCGGCCGCAGCAGCUGCGGGGGCUGGAAAAACAACAGAACAACAUGCAGCAGUUGCAGCAGCUAUAGCCGCCGCGAAAGCAGACACUGGCGGCGGUGGAGGAGGAGGUGGCGGCGGCGGUGGUGGUGGAGGUGGGGGUGUCACGUCUGGUAAUACUGUAAAUACUGGCAAUGCUGGAAGUACAGGAAAUGGUGGUGCAAAUAGUGGAGCACCACCUGGUGUACAGCUACCACCUGGUGCUGGUGGUGUACCCGGACAACCUGGACCACAAUCAGGCCCACCUUUUUCACCACCUCUUGGACAGGGAGGACCACCACCUAAUGGCAUUGAAACGUCAAUCGCACAACAAACAGUUAGCAUUACCGAUGUGUUACAGCAAACGGAACCAGAACCCGGUACAGAAGGACAAAAUGGUGCAGGUGUACAGUUAGCAAAUGGUGGUGCGCUAGUACCAACGAGUGCGGCAGCUUUAGCACAUGCGGCAGCAGCUCAAGCCGCAGAUAUAGCAGCUGGAAAAGGACAACCAAAACGUUUGCAUGUGUCAAAUAUUCCAUUCAGAUUUAGAGAUCCAGAUUUAAGGACAAUGUUUGGGAAUUUUGGCCCAAUAUUAGAUGUAGAAAUCAUAUUUAAUGAACGAGGUUCAAAGGGAUUCGGUUUUGUAACAUUCGCGAAUAGUGCUGAUGCGGACCGCGCACGAGACCGACUUCACGGCACCGUGGUUGAGGGAAGAAAGAUAGAGGUCAAUAACGCCACAGCACGAGUCCAAACGAAAAAACCAGCAACACUUCCAAACGUCUGCGUUCAAUGGCCAGAGGAAUUGGCCGCUAAUUUGUGUACAUUGCCUGGAUAUCGGCUGCCAACAAUGGCGUGGCCAUGGGCAAUGGGGGCAUCCCCAGCAACUGCAACUACCCCGGGAACAGCUGCAACAGCAACAACAGCACCACAAUUGGUGUUAACACCACGAACUGCCCGACGGAGUGUUUAUUAUGACCCGUUCCUAGCAGCACAUGCAGCAACAGCGGAUCCAAACUAUAGACUUCAGAUUGAUUGGCUUCAAAAUGCUGAUCAAUCUCCUACCGAGGCUGCCGCUGCUGCUGCUGCGACACCAUUAUUAAAAACACCUCUAUCAAAUGCCCAACAGGCAACAUAUGCUGCUGCGGCGACGUAUACGGCUGUAGCCGCGCGCUAUGGAGCUGCCGCUGCCGCUGCACAACCAGUUGCUGGUUAUGCGGCUGUCGGAUACGGCCGUGAGUAUGCUGAUCCAUAUUUAGGACAUGGAAUUGGACCAAUGGCAGGAUAUGGGGCUCAAGUAUAUCGAAGUGCGUAUAAUAGAUUUGCUCCUUAUUAAUAUUUAAAUAUACAACAAAUUCCCCCAUCACACAACAACCAACAAUGAUCGCUCACCGAAUUUCAAAAUCGUCAACCAAAACAUCUUAUUACGCAACAAACAAGAAAUCCUGCUGGAACUUAUCUUUAUAUAAUGUAAAAAAAAAAAAGAAACAAUCAGUUCAUCGUAUCAACCGUGUAAGAUGAAUUUUAUCUGCAAUCAAAGUGUGCAACAUAUGACUAUUAAUUAAUUUCUAAUUAAUUUAUUGAUUUUAAAAAUGGGCAGCUACACGCUAUUCUACAGUGGUUAAUAAAUUAAGAAAAAUCGAUAUUGAUAUUUUCUUGUUUAAAAAAUCGAAGAAGUAAAAAGUAUGAAAUUUUCUCUCUCAGGUAUUGAAUCUGAAUAAAUAUUUUAUUAGCCGCGAUUUUUUAAAAUGUACGUGAUGUCCCACAGUUGGGAGGGGCAUAUUGUUAUUAGCCAGUAAACAAUGACUGACGCGAACAAGAAAAAAAUAGAAUCUCAAAUGGUGCGUAAAAUAGUUUUAUAAGAAAAGAAACACGCACAUUGAUUUCAACAAAUUUUUGUUAAGCUACAAGAGAUUAUAGCUUUAUUAUUUAAGUUUAAUUUUUAGAUUU